UUGAAACACAAGACUUGCAAAUAACAGUACUCAAGACGUAUCCAGAGCUAUAGAUGGGUUCGCUUUUCACUAAGAACGCCAAAAAUGGGUUUUUUCUUCUCCCGCAAUCGAAGUCUAUCUUCGAGAGCCAGGUGAACUCUUCUCAACUUUUGUCAGCAUUAUGGCAUAAAUCAAAGAAUGUGGAUCAAAUAACGGUCAAUUCGCCCACCACUCUUCCAGUGGACAUUAAACCAAAGACUGUGAUCCAUAGGGAGGUGGCUAUGGCCAACCCUGACAAGAAAGGCUUUUCAUUAAGCGUUAAACAGCUGACAGCAUACGCAAAAUCUUUACUUUCUUUCUAUAAGAAUGGGGUGGUAAAUGUGUGGAAGAACAAGUCAGCUAUGAAUAGGAUCAAGAAAAGCGAUUAUAAGUUGACUGGACAUUUGAAUACAAAGGGCGAAGAUGCCGAUAUACGAAUCCCUAGUUUUGCCAAACUCACUUCCGAUAUGGCCCAGGCGCUUUAUAUUAGCAAAGUUGAAAAUGAAACCGUUAGGGAUGGGAGCCAGACAGUGGUCAAGAACGGUCAGCCAGAACGCAUAGUAGAUGAGCAUAUGUUCAAUAUUUCCAGAAAGGACUACCAAUUGUUGAAAAGAACGUCCAUUGAUUUCAUCAAGCUUCCAACUUUUGCAGUGAUUAUUAUGAUAUUUGCAGAGGUUACCCCGAUUCUUUGCUAUUGGAUACCGGAAAUCACUCCCCUGACGUGCGUGUUACCUUCUUUAAUCCCUCGCGUAUGGUCACCUAAAGCUACUAUACAACUCCGUGAUUCAAGAUUAGAAGAAAAUACCCAGCAUUCAUUACAAGACUUAGCUUUGAAAAACGCUUACAAUCUCCCAUUGAAAGACGUGAGAUUGAUCUGCCAGGCUUUGCGUCUAGUAAGUAAAUACGUUCCGAUUUCGAUAUACCCAGAACCAGUGUUACGUCGUCGUUUACAGGAUUAUUACUGUUACCUAAAAGUUGAUAAUUACUAUUUGAGUGGUUUGAAUGGUAAGGCUUCAGGUAACAUCUGGAACUUAUCAAACCAGGAAUUGGUUCUUGCAGCUCUCGAAAGAAAUAUCAUUUUGGAUAUCGAAAGUGAAACCAAACGAUACGAAGAAUUAGCUGAAGAAACCGCUAAAACCGCAGAGAUGAACAAGUAUUUCGACGAGUUGAGGUUAAAACUAUUACACUUCAUAAUUGACUUUGAAAACUACAACGUUGGCUACUUAGGUGUCAACCAUUUGGUAGAGGAUCCAGCUGACUUCGAAACAGUAAUGGAAUGGAGAAGAAAGGACUGAUUAUGAUUAUCGAAUAUAGGAACAACACACCCGUACAGCA
Hyphopichia burtonii NRRL Y-1933 is the source of this 1353-nucleotide messenger RNA. RefSeq lists its product as uncharacterized. The transcript has a single exon. The coding region runs from base 54 to 1313 and encodes 419 amino acids. The record is from RefSeq and is a predicted model, not a curated record. NCBI's taxonomy places the organism in Eukaryota, Fungi, Ascomycota, Pichiomycetes, Serinales, Debaryomycetaceae.